AUUUUGGAGACAUUGGCCUGGCAUUACUCUCCAGGACGACAGCGAUCCUAUCCCAUUUCGAAGCGCAGCUUUCCAAACCGAGAAUCGACUUCACGUCCGUCAACAUGCCACUACCACGACUUAUUGCAUCGUGCCUUCUUUUGGUCACCACAGUGAGCGCGCAAAAGGGCUUCACAUGUCCCAUUCUGGGCAAGCAAUGGCCUGCUCCGACCAACAUCUCCACCGAGCCUCUUCUGCUUGCUGCUGCCAAGAAUCUGACAUCGCAAAUAAACCAGCUCGUGCAUGGUGACGGCCCAAACUGGAAUACAACAAGCUUCUCUAUAACUGUCUUUAGUGCAUCGGAGGAUUCCUUUGCUUACGAAUAUCAUCGAACCGACCCAACCGUUCUACAUAGCAAGGCCGGCGUGCGCAAUGUCACGGCUGACUCUGUGUACCGCAUUGGGAGUGUCUCCAAACUGAUGUCGGUGUACCUCUUUCUGAUCCAACUCGGGGGUAAACACCUCCACACGCCCGUCUCCCACUUCAUUCCGCAGCUCUUGGCCCACGCCAACUCGUCUCUGGGUGAUCUUGAUGUCAUCCAUCCCAAUUGGCGAGACAUUACUGUCACAGACUUGGCCAGUUAUCUCGCCGGUAUUCCGAACGACUUUGCGUACGAUUUCUCCAUACCUAACCCGGCAGCCGAUACCGCGUCACUGUUAAAUGCAACACUGGGCGUAUUUCCGCCAAUUCCAAAAUUCGAUGUUCCGUCCUGCGGCUUCAAGGAAGGCAACGAUUUUGUAGCUUGUAGCAGUGAAGAAUUCAUUCAAAAUGCCCGGCAAUUGCAACCAAUCUUCGCGAACGGGUACACGCCUAUUUACUCCAACAUCGGGUACGCUUUACUAGGGGUUUUCCUUGAGAAAGCUGCCAAUAAGACUAUGUCGCAAAUUUUCGAUGAUCAAUUAGUCCGCCGAUUGGGAUUAUCGAAUGCGAAGUUCGACGCUCCGUUUGAAUCUUGCAAAGGCGUCAUCCCUGUCAACGAAAGUGUAACAGGCUGGGUUCCUCAGUAUGGUGCUUAUGGAGCAGCUGCUAGCAACUUCGCCUCAUCGGAAGAUAUGGCCAAGAUCGGCAGGUCCAUGCUCCGCAACUCGCUCAUCUCUCCUUCACUCACGAGGCGCUGGCUCAAGCCUACCAGCUUCCUUGAAGACUUUUCACAAGGUGUUGGUCUUGCUUGGGAGAUUUUCCGUGUCAAGGUUGAUGACCACUCGGUCGCCAUUUUUUCGAAGGGCGGUGAUGUCGGCGUCUACCAUACUUCCUUUGCUAUUAUUCCCGACUACAACGUUGGCAUCAGUGUCAUGACCGCCAUCGAUCCGGCUACUGAUGGUAUUCGAGUUAAGGUCGAUGGUGCCGGCAUUGUCGCCUCAGUAAUUCUGCCAGCAGUUGCACAGAUUGCCAAACAACAAGCGACACGCAACUUUGCCGCUCGUUAUGUUACUCAUGAUGGCACCAACUCUUCCUUGACACUGACUACCGACGAUUUACCUGGGCUCAAGUUGCAAUCAUGGAUUGUCAACGGUACCAAUUUGUUUGACUUGUUCUUUACUAAAGAUGGAAAGACGACUAGCGACGUGCGUCUCCUUCCCAAUGAGCUCUAUCCUACAUCUUCUGGCAAGGUAGGCUUCACGGGCACGGAAUUACCCUUCAUAGAGCCGGCGGCGAAUAUUGUGGCAAACGGAAGCUUCACGGACUUGUACUCGCUCUGCCGGGAAUAUGAGGCGCAAUCCAACUACAUGUACGGAGGCGUCGAUGUGACGGAGCUGGUGUUCAACGUCAAUGCACAGGGCAAGGCUUUGUCGUUCCGUCACCUGGCGUUGAGGAAAACAUUCUAUCGAGCGACCUGAGCUUUUGGGUCGCGGUCCCCAAUUCAUACUCGUCAGCGUGAUUACCGACUCUAUCCAUUCCAGGUUCGAUGCUGCUCUUGUUUGAGCCAGUUUUAGGACUGCACGCAACAAAACAUAAUAUGAGCGCCUCAGAUCAACGGUUUUGUUUUAAUGCUUGGUGAAUGGCUCUGCCGAAGUGCGUCGCGUCGGGGAUGCCGCAAUGCCAAAUUAGGCAAUACCGCAAUUUGUGUGCCAUGAUGAUCGCCCCUCUGUAUAAUAAUUACCUAGUAUCAUUCCUCGAGUUUUAUCAAUGAAC
Messenger RNA from Dissoconium aciculare CBS 342.82, 2172 nucleotides. RefSeq names its product beta-lactamase/transpeptidase-like protein. The record is from RefSeq and is a predicted model, not a curated record. The coding region runs from base 105 to 1877 and encodes 590 amino acids. Lineage: Eukaryota; Fungi; Ascomycota; Dothideomycetes; Mycosphaerellales; Dissoconiaceae. The transcript is spliced from 5 exons.